GACAGGACGGAUAAAACGAGGUUUUAUCUCAUGCAACGGCUAAUGAGAAAAAAAUACUACAUAUUUAAGUAAAAAAAUAAUAUAAAAAAAAAAGUUUCCAUGUCCUGAUAUAUUCUUUUGACCCAUCCUAUGCAUUCUGUUUAUCACAGAAAUUAUUCCGACUUCGACACUGCUGCCACUGUCUGUUGUGUCACCCAAAUCAAGCUCCCAGCCAAUGCUGCAGAAAAAGCUGUGAAGUCACUUCUCUGGAGAUAGAGAGUACUCUUCCUAGUGUUUCAAUUCUGCACCAUUCAUUUCACUUCACUCAAUGGCUCAACAACAGGAAGAAGGGUGGCCUUUGGGGCUGAGAUUAUCCAAUGCUAGAAUAGGGUUGUUAAGAAAUGGUGAAUUCUCUGGGUCAAUCUCCUUCAGCACUCUGCUCACUGAUUCUCCAACCCAUUAUUCAAUCGAUUCUUCCUCAGAUCUUGAUACACAGUCAACUGGGUCAUUCUUCCGUGAGAAGAGCAUCACACUUGGAAGCCUCCUUGGUGGUUCCAGCCUCCUACAACUCUCAAGGAGAUCAACCAGGGGAAGAGAGGUGGAACCCUCAAAGGACAACAAAAAGAACCACAAGCUGAUGAAGCCGUGGUUGUUUUCACUCUGUUCAAAGCUAACAACUGAUGCAGUGAUUGAGAAUGAUGCUCCCUCUCUUGGUCAGUACCUUAUGGCAGAGAGAAGAGCUGCAAGUGCUUACAGAAGGAACCAAUGUGCAUCCAUUUAUGGACCUAAUGAUUUCUCCCCAUUUCGAGAAUGGAAUUCUCUAUUUGUCGGUGGCCAAGUUGCUCCUAGUUCAUCAGCAAUGGCUAAAGACGGUGAAAGAGAGCCAAAUCAAACAUCGGAGCAAAGCAAUGGAUAUGGAACACCUGUAGUCUUCUCUUGUUUGUGCGGAUAAAUCAAUUAAUGAAGACCCUUUGUUACUCAUUUCUUUUACAUUAUAUCCAGAGGCCAUUGAGUUCCUUGGUUGUUACUUCAUAUCCUCAACUUUCCUCUCUUGUUUGCUCAUUAAGUUUCAAGUUUGGAAAUUCUAUUUUGCACUAUGUUCUAUACCAAA
Lotus japonicus is the source of this 1090-nucleotide messenger RNA. RefSeq lists its product as uncharacterized. The transcript is spliced from 4 exons. The record is from RefSeq and is a predicted model, not a curated record. The coding region runs from base 308 to 931 and encodes 207 amino acids. NCBI's taxonomy places the organism in Eukaryota, Viridiplantae, Streptophyta, Magnoliopsida, Fabales, Fabaceae.